AUGUGGUUGGCAUCUCUGUGUGCCAUUGUCCUCAGCUUUGCACGCGUCAAUGUCGGGGACAACUCCUACAACAACUCCUACAAUCUGUUCAUUCUCCCCACUGCACCCGGGCCAAGCAACAAUUAUGUUGCAGACUUAUCCUGGACACUUGGAUCUACUCAGAAGAUCCAAUGGUCCACAACCGUCAACUCAUAUUAUAUUGCCUUGUUCCAGCAAGGCUUUCACCCGGCUUCUGGGCUACCGCUUCAGACGAUUUACAGCGUCGAAAGCGGUGGGACUGGGCAGCAAUCUUUCGACUGGCAGGUCCAGAUUUACAAUUCGAACCUAAGCCUCUCGCCUGUCUACUUCCUAUGGCUCAACCCGGGUCCACAAGGGUUCAGCUCUCACUAUUUCAACAUCACCAACCAGGCUCAAAGCUCGUCAAGCUCAAGUUCGUCGACCGCCUUUACAUCAUCGACUUCCUUGACAACCAGCAUGAUCGCAAGUUCAUCUUCGAGUACGCCUCCCCAAAGGAGCUCAGAUACUGCCUUUGCGUCUCCUUCCAAUGCCAGCUCUAGCACAGAGACCGUCAAAGUUGGCCUCGGCGUGGGAGUGGGAAUCGGUAUCCCUUUGGUUCUCAUCGCAGGAAUAUGGAUCGGCCUAAAGUCGGUCAAGCAAAGACAAUCUUCUUCACGCGUGUUUGGUCCUCAUGCCAAGUUCGAAAAUCUUCAGUCAAAGUACUUCAUCGAGGCAGCCGGCCAAGAAUACAAUCCAUCUUCGAUCGAGUCACCCCUAAUGAAGCGUCUCCUAAUCAAACGCAUCCUCACCCCCCACCCCGCCGGCGGUAUCUCAGUCAAUUUCGCAACCCUCUUAGCCAGCAAGAGUAUCCAUGUAAUCGGCUCCAUGACACGCGGCACGCACUUCUACACCAACUCGAUCGACCGCAUCGCCACCCACGCAUCUCGCAUCGCCGACUCUAGCACCACCUCACCCCCUCGUCGUCCCCUCCACCUCGCUUUCUUCGUAGGCAGCGACCUCUUUCCGCACCUCAUGCUCAGCAAGCUCGUCCCGCGCCUUAUCGCCCGAGGCCACACCCCUUUUAUCUUUCUCUCUGCGGAUAAAGUGAACAACAAAGCGGCGUCUCCCGACUUACGCGAACUCGGAUUCUUUGAAAGGCAGCUCCUGCAAGACCAGAUCAUUCCAUUUCUCGGAUCCGCACCCUCGGACGGAGCUGCAUGCCUAACUGUGGAUCAGAUCAGAGCGCAAUACGGAAUAUUGGUACAACGAGUGAAGAGCGUAAACGGUCCACUCUUUCUAGACGUUCUCAGGAAACACCACAUCGACGCAGGUUUCUCCCUGUGCUGCCACCAACGCUUCGGCAAGGAUAUCAUCAAUCACUUUGCCGCUCCUCGCGCGCUGCUGAAUCUCCAUCCAGGCACGUAUCGAGGUGUAAUGACCGCUAUCCGCGCGAUGACCAACAAGGAACCCAGCUUCGGCUACAGCCUUCACCAUGUAAGCUCUUCAUACAACUCAGGCCCGGUCCUCGACAUACGCACCGCUCCAAUCGACUACGCGAAAUCCAUGUUGCAUUACAUGAACGAUGUGUACCCGAUUGGGGUGGAGAUGGUGUUGGAUGCUGUUGGUAAUCUCGCAAGGGGCAAGAAUAUGCCUGCCAUCGAGCAAGAUGAAGCCAAGAGUCGAUACUACACCUUUCCAACGGAGGAGAAGCUUGAGCUGGUACGCGAGAGAGGUGUGAGGCUUGUUGAUGCGGGGGCGAUGGAGGAGGUGCUUGUGGGGAGUUUUGCGGGAAGUGAGGGGAGAGAUGCGCUGAGGGUUGUGGUGAGGGAGGCUGUGAGGAAGUGGUAUGGGGAUGAGAGUGCGAGUCUUUCAGGGUUGCGUAGAUAG
Molecule: messenger RNA, 1884 nt
Organism: Letharia lupina
Lineage: Eukaryota; Fungi; Ascomycota; Lecanoromycetes; Lecanorales; Parmeliaceae
Exons: 3
Coding region: 1-1884 (627 amino acids)
Biological process (GO): biosynthetic process
Source: RefSeq, a predicted model, not a curated record